This is a messenger RNA of Melanotaenia boesemani (Boeseman's rainbowfish), 3301 nucleotides long. Its product is annotated as ras-related protein Rab-11A. NCBI's taxonomy places the organism in Eukaryota, Metazoa, Chordata, Actinopteri, Atheriniformes, Melanotaeniidae. Gene Ontology annotation, molecular function: GTPase activity; GTP binding. The transcript has 5 exons. The coding region runs from base 139 to 786 and encodes 215 amino acids. Gene Ontology annotation, biological process: melanosome transport; neurotransmitter receptor transport, endosome to postsynaptic membrane; exocytosis. The record is from RefSeq and is a predicted model, not a curated record. Gene Ontology annotation, cellular component: transport vesicle; postsynaptic recycling endosome; axon.
CUUACACAGACGAAGAAGAAUCUACGGAAGUACGACUUCCUAACAGAUUCCCGUUCGAAGUGUAAUAUACCGAAGAUUUCUGUUUCUACUUUGAAAUAAAAAAAACAAAUCUUGAAUUAGGCGUCUCUUGAAAAUACAAUGGGAACUAGAGACGACGAAUACGACUAUUUGUUCAAAGUGGUCCUAAUUGGUGAUUCGGGUGUGGGAAAGAGUAACCUGCUGUCCCGCUUCACUCGCAACGAGUUCAACCUGGAGAGUAAGAGCACCAUCGGGGUGGAGUUCGCCACGCGCAGCAUCCAGGUGGACGGCAAGACGGUGAAGGCCCAGAUCUGGGACACGGCCGGCCAGGAGCGCUAUCGGGCCAUCACCUCAGCGUACUACCGCGGAGCAGUGGGCGCGCUUCUGGUCUACGACAUCGCCAAACAUUUAACCUACGAGAACGUGGAGCGCUGGCUGAAGGAGCUGAGGGACCACGCCGACAGCAACAUCGUCAUCAUGCUGGUGGGCAACAAAAGUGACCUGCGCCACCUGCGGGCUGUUCCCACCGACGAGGCUCGGGCAUUUGCAGAGAAAAACGGUCUAUCUUUUCUGGAGACGUCGGCCCUGGAUUCCACCAACGUUGAGACGGCGUUCCAGACCAUCCUCACAGAGAUUUACCGUAUCGUCUCCCAGAAGCAGAUGUCGGAGCGUCAGGAGAGCGACAUGUCGCCUAGCAACAACGUUGUCAACAUCCAGGUGCAGCCCACUGAGAACAAACCAAAGAUGCAGUGCUGUCAGAACAUCUAGCCCGGCUGUGGAUCCGUUGCUGAUACCCCCCGCCCCCAAUAUCCUACUCAACCACCUUCUUCUCCUCCCUCCCUCACUCCCCUCCCAACCCCGCCCUCAGAGAACAGACUGCCUCUGCUUGGUGUGGAAGGAACGAUGUCAAACUCUGCACCUACCUGUACCUGACGACCCCGCCCCCACCAACCCACCCUCCCCAUGCCCUGGUAAAUAUAUCCCAGUAUAAGACGAAGUGUGGGGACCCUCCCCAGGCAGAGCCCCCUAUGUCUUUAGGCUACUGCAGGCAUUUCAUAUCACGUUAGAUUUCAUUACUGUAGAUGCGCUGACAUGCCACAGAAAUGUCUUAAAAUAUGAAUGUGAUUAGUUAUCUUCCUGCUCUUCUUUUUACCGUCUCAUAUCUUCUUCUCCGUAUAUGUAUCUGAAUUUAAAGCACAUCAAGCGUAUUCCUCUUUCUCCCAUCGUUUUAGCCCCUCUCCCUCUUCUUUAGUGCAAUGUACUGUUUGGAAACCGGCAGCGUCGGGUCGUUUGUUCUGACAGCCACGAAUCCGACGCCAGAACUGUUGGACUGUGCCGAGUUCCCGUAAGCAGCAGCGCGCACGGCCCCGUAAGCAGCAUGCGGCCCCGUGUGCGUCAUGCGGCCCCAUGGGCACGCACGGCCCCGUGAGCGCCAUGCGGCCCCGUGAGCGCCAUGCGGCCCCGUGGGAACACACUGCCCCGUGGGCGCCAUGCGGCUCCGUGGGCGCCAUGCGGCCCCGUGGGCACGCACGGCCCCGUGAGCGCCAUGCGGCCCCGUGAGCGCCAUGCGGCCCCGUGGGAACGCACUGCCCCGUGGGCGCCAUGCGGCCCCGUGGGCACGCACGGCCCCGUGAGCGCCAUGCGGCCCCGUGAGCGCCAUGCGGCCCCGUGGGAACGCACGGCCCCGUGGGCGCCAUGCGGCUCCGUGGGCGCCAUGUGGCCCCGUGGGAACGCACGGCCCCGUGAGCGCCAUGCGGCCCCGUGGGCGCCAUGCGGCCCCGUGGGCACGCACGGCCCCGUGAGCACCAUGCGGCCCCGUGAGCGCCAUGCGGCCCCGUGGGAACGCACGGCCCCGUGGGCGCCAUGCGGCCCCGUGAGCGCCAUGCGGCCCCGUGGGAACGCACGGCCCCGUGGGCGCCAUGCGGCUCCGUGGGCGCCAUGCGGCCCCGUGGGAACGCACGGCCCCGUGAGCGCCAUGCGGCCCCGUGGGCGCCAUGCGCUGCAGCGCCGUUUCCAGGCAGGAAACUCGGCUUGGAAACACUAGCAUGGCCUUGAAGGCGAGCUGAACAGGACUAGUACUGUUCCAACUCUCAGCGCGACGUACUGAAGACACAUUAGUCUCUCCUGCUCCAACUUUAAGAAAACAUUCAUUUGUGACAUAUUCGACUACAACUAUGCAGAAACUAGCACACAGAUUUUCUUUGCUCCUGCACUUCUAUAGAAAAUAAAGUAAACUGAUGUACCUGAGGUAGUAUUCUUGUAUAACAUUCCUAUGAUACUCAGAAUCAAUCUGUCCAGCCAAUUCUCCUUUGCAUGUGACCACAGAACUGUAGGUAGGACCACUAAGAAAGACGGAAAGGAAAAAUGUCUCGUGAGCAUGAAAUUGUCUUCGUCUUGCACUGAACGUUAAUGUGUCGACAUGCUUUCUUGUUUAGAAUUAGAUCUUUGCUGCACUUAUACAAUCUGGACCUCUUCUGUCAGAUUCAUGGCUCUUUUUUUGAGACGGUGUUAAAGAAUGAAACUCAACGCUGAAACGAAACCAACUCGAGGGGUGGAGCCGCAUUUUCGCCAACUUCUGCUCACAGUGCCUCCUUCACCUUCCAAUGCCUCAUCAACCCGCCACAGCUCGCGCCACGUCCACCUCGUCCCUCACUGAGCGCUGUCACCUCCCCAGCCACAUAAAGCCUACAUACACCGAGCUGCCUCUGACUUCACAGCGCGCCGCACGCGCGCCGCACGCCCGCCGUACGUCCACCGCUUCUCCUCUUGUCGCCUUACGUCGCUAACAUUCGUCUUUACUGUCCGCGAGAGCUGGAAGCUUCUGCAGGCAGCACGAAGCUGACUUGAGUCCGGGCCAUAAACUCCCCAGUGUGUGUGUCCUGGUGAAUGUCCAGGUGUGUUUAGAGGUAGAUGGGUAACUCUGGAGUGGCCGGGCCAGGCCGAGCCGGGCCGAGCUGCUCCAGAACCAGCAGCAGGUGGACGGAGUGAUUCCUUUCUGAGAACGAGUUCUGAUCCUGUUCAUGUACCUCUGCUGUCUCCAUUGUUCUUUUUUAAUUAUUUUUAAGAAGUGUGUUUUGAUUUCUUUUGUUUUUUACUAUAUUGAAUUCUGUAACUAAUUCCAGUGAAAACACGUAAGAAUGAAAUGAUGCAAUUGGAGGGUUUAAUGUGACAGGGGGGUCAAAAUGAAUGGUUUUGUUUUGUACAGACUCAUGAAUUGUACAAUUGUGUCUAUAUCUUAAGUUAUCAGUUCAUCUUAAUAAAGCGCACCAGUCAUAAACCUUUA